Messenger RNA from Cryptomeria japonica (Japanese cedar), 2680 nucleotides. RefSeq names its product NAD-dependent malic enzyme 62 kDa isoform, mitochondrial. Gene Ontology annotation, biological process: malate metabolic process; pyruvate metabolic process. The transcript is spliced from 19 exons. The coding region runs from base 107 to 1993 and encodes 628 amino acids. Lineage: Eukaryota; Viridiplantae; Streptophyta; Pinopsida; Cupressales; Cupressaceae. The record is from RefSeq and is a predicted model, not a curated record. Gene Ontology annotation, molecular function: NAD binding; malate dehydrogenase (decarboxylating) (NAD+) activity. Gene Ontology annotation, cellular component: mitochondrion.
AUAGUUUUUUAAAAAGCAUUUAAAUUCCAAACUAUAACGAAAAUCUCAGAUCUGACGCGUUCGCCUCUUCUGUCGCAAUUGUCUUCCUAGAAAGAAGCUUGCGUUUAUGGCUCAAUUACGAGCGCAGAUUAGUCCUGUAAGGUUGCGAUCAUGGCUACUGGGGCACUCUUGUUCACUACUCUCGAUCAACAUCAACACGGCGAUGCAGAGGGAGUAUAUGAGCGAGGCCACUCGCCCCACUAUUGUGCAUAAACGCAGCGUCGACAUUAUUCACGAUCCAUGGUUUAACAAGGGCACAGCUUUCUCAAUGACAGAGAGGGACAGACUUGAUCUACGUGGCCUUCUACCUCCAAAUGUCAUGUCCUUGAAGCAACAAAUUGACCGUUUCAUGCUUGAUAUGAAAAGACUGAAAGACACCGUUAAAGAUGGACCAGCAGAUACUACUGCUUUAGCUAAGUGGCGAAUCCUCAACAGAUUGCAUGACAGGAAUGAGACAAUGUAUUACAAGGUUUUAAUUGACAAUAUUGAGGAGUAUGCACCAAUAGUAUACACUCCUACGGUAGGGCUGGUCUGCCAGAACUAUAGUGGCUUGUUUCGACGUCCAAGAGGAAUGUAUUUUAGUGCUUCUGAUCGGGGAGAAAUGAUGUCGAUGGUCUAUAAUUGGCCUGCAGAUCAGGUUGAUAUGAUUGUGGUUACAGAUGGAAGUAGAAUACUAGGGCUUGGAGAUCUUGGAGUGCAGGGAAUUGGGAUUGCAAUUGGAAAGCUGGACUUAUAUGUUGCAGCUGCAGGCAUGAAUCCUCAAAGGGUGCUUCCUGUGAUGAUCGACUGUGGCACAAAUAAUGAGCAGCUCCUUAAAGAUCCUUUAUAUCUGGGGUUGCCAAUCCAUAGGCUUGAUGGAGAAGAGUUUGUGUCAGUUAUUGAUGAAUUCAUGGAAGCAGUCUUCACGCGCUGGCCACAUGUGAUAGUGCAGUUUGAGGACUUUCAAAGUAAGUGGGCGUUCAAGUUACUACAGCGCUAUCGGAAUCAUUAUAGGAUGUUCAAUGAUGAUGUUCAGGGAACAGCAGGGGUUGCAGUUGCAGGUCUUCUAGGAGCAGUAAGAGCACAAGGCCGGCCAAUGUCAGACAUUGCAAAGCAAAAGAUUGUUGUUGCUGGUGCAGGCAGUGCUGGAAUAGGCGUUCUGAAUGCUGCAAGGAAGACAAUGGCAAGAAUGUUGGGUAAUACAGCUUCUGCAUUAGAAAAUGCAAGGUACCAGUUCUGGGUGGUUGAUGCAAUGGGUUUGAUAACUGAGGAGCGGAGAAACCUUGACCCCGAUGCUGCACCAUUUGCCAGAAAAGUUGAGGAACUAGGUCCUCAAGGUUUAAGAGAAGGAUCCAAUCUUGCUGAAGUGGUCAAAAAAGUUAAGCCAGAUGUAUUGCUUGGAUUAUCUGCAGUUGGUAGUUUAUUCUCAAAAGAGGUUUUAGAAGCUCUCAAAGAGUCAACAUGUACAAGACCAGCAAUCUUUGCAAUGUCAAACCCAACCAAAAAUGCUGAAUGCACGGCUCAGCAAGCUUUUGAUACUGUGGGGGAUCAUAUAGUUUUUGCUAGUGGAAGCCCAUUUCCUGAUGUAGAUCUUGGAAAUGGUAAAAUAGGCCGCUGCAACCAAGGCAACAAUAUGUACCUUUUCCCAGGAAUUGGGUUGGGUACACAUCUCUCUGGCUCUCGCAUCAUCUCAGAUGGAAUGCUUCAAGCUGCAGCAGAAUGCUUAGCUGGAUAUAUGGAAGAGAAAGAAGUAUUAAAUGGAAUUAUAUAUCCUUCAAUAUCCAGUAUUCGGGAUAUUACAAGCAAGGUAGCUGCAGCUGUUCUGACAGAAGCUGUUUCAGAGGAUCUUGCAGAGGGCUACCGUGAUACUGAUGCCAAAGCACUUUGUCGUAUGUCAAAGGAAGAGACUCUGCAACAUGUUAAAAACAAUAUGUGGGUCCCCAACUACUCACCAUUGGUUUACCACAAGCAAUGAUCACCACAGAAGGUGGCAACAGUAUGUCUUUGAAGUUUAUGUUCAAAGUGGCAACUAUGAAGCAUGAAGUGAAAUAUUUUCUGGCAAGAUUAUUAGGACGACUCCUAGCACUUGUACAGUAACUAAAUUCAUGGAGUCCCAUAUUACAUAAGAAUUGCAAUUGCAUGCUUUGUUGAAUUGCAAUUGCAUGCUUUGUUGAAUUGCAAUUGCAAUGAAGAACUUUCCUACAUGUUGUAGUGUAUGAUCUAAAUGUAUAGUUAAUACUCAUUAAUUGUUUCUGACUCUGUUAGAAUGAGUAUUUGUGGACCUUAGGUGAUCUAACCAUGAGGCUCCCCUUUCAUCAAAAUUCCUCCUCUUCGUACAAUUCCUUUAGAUCGAUCCUGGCAUCAUGUCUCUUGGAAUUGUUGUUAUUUUAAUCUGGAAGGUUCUGAUUCUUACGGAUUUUUGUGGACAGUUGGAGAUGUGUCCACAUAUAUUUCAAGUAGCUAAAAGAACUAUGUGUACUUUGGAUGAUGCUAAAAUGCUGAGUUAGUGUCACUUGCAAUUAUUGUUCUUUUGACCUGGGAAGUUCUGAUUCUUAAGUCUUUUUGUGGACAGUUUGAAAUGAAUGUCCAUGUACAUUCCUAAGUUGCUAAGAGAAUUAUGUAUACUUUGGCUAACACUAAGAUGCUCUAGUUUUUUCAUGAA